CAGAGGCAGAGCGGCCACCGGUGGACUACUAAGACCCGCCACCGGCGCCUCUGCUCGGCUUCCACGAGCUUCGCCGAUGGUCCUUCUACCGGGCCUCGCCUACUGCACCGUAAGCAUAUCAAUCCUGCGGUCUCGUUCGGGCUGCUGCUGGGGCGGAAGAUCUCGCUGCUGCGCGCGGUGCUUGACAUGGUGUUGCAGUGCAUGGGAGCUAUCUGCGGCGUCGGAAUCGUCAAGGGGAUCAUGAAUCACCCCUACAACUCCCUCGGCGGCAGAGCCAACCAAGUGGCCGCAGGUUGCUCCCAGGGCACCGCUCUCGGUGCCGAGAUCAUCGGCACCUUCGUGCUCGUUUACACUGUCUUCUCGGCCACCGACCCCAAGCGCAUGUCAUGGUUGCUCCCACGUCCCGGUCAUGGCGCCACUGCCGAUCGGGCUCACGGUGUUCACCGGCCACCUGGGGACGAUUCCGAUCACGGGGACGGGGAUCAACCCGGCGAGGAGUCUCGGAGCGGCGGUACUGUACGACCAGCGCACGGCAUGGCGUGAUCACGUGAAUUGUCCGCAGAACUCGUAGGCCGCACUUGGUUUGCUUUUAGGAUUAGCACUCAGCUUGUUCAUGUGAUUGGAGUUGCGGUGGUCCAAUGGAUCUUCUGGGUGGGCCCGUUCGCCGGAGCGCUGGCCGCGGCAGUGAAGGCUUCGAGCUCCUUCAGGAGCAGCAAUGGCAAGUGAGUUCAGCUUCUGUCAGUUCAGUAGCCAUGGCCAAUGUGACGGCGUUUCCCACGCAGUCCCAAAACCAGUGAGCAAAAGAAGGAUAAAUGUAAUCGACUUCUUUUGGCAUGCACGGCAA
Messenger RNA from Musa acuminata AAA Group (dessert banana), 844 nucleotides. Its product is annotated as aquaporin PIP2-7-like. Gene Ontology annotation, cellular component: plasmodesma; vacuole; plasma membrane. The coding region runs from base 187 to 543 and encodes 118 amino acids. Gene Ontology annotation, molecular function: water channel activity. Gene Ontology annotation, biological process: transmembrane transport. The record is from RefSeq and is a predicted model, not a curated record. The transcript has 3 exons. NCBI's taxonomy places the organism in Eukaryota, Viridiplantae, Streptophyta, Magnoliopsida, Zingiberales, Musaceae.